Iphiclides podalirius (scarce swallowtail) is the source of this 873-nucleotide messenger RNA. NCBI's taxonomy places the organism in Eukaryota, Metazoa, Arthropoda, Insecta, Lepidoptera, Papilionidae. The record is from the annotation of a GenBank genome assembly.
AUGACGUGGUUGGGGCUGACUUGGAGCGGGAACUGGGUGGACGAGCCCCGAGUGGGAAUUUUUCACGUUUCGAUAGUCGAGCAGUUAGUGACAGAAAACCGGCUAAAACUGCGCCUUAAGACAGUGGCAAUAAGGUCCAACUCUCACCCGGUCCGCCGGUAUGACGUGGUUGGGCCUGACUUGGAGCGGGAACUGGGUGGCGAGCCCCGAGUGGGAAUUUUUCACGUUUCGAUAGUCGAGCAGUUAGUGACAGAAAACCGGCUAAAACUGCGCCUUAAGACAGUGGCAAUAAGGUCCAACUCUCACCCGGUCCGCCGGUAUGACGUGGUUGGGGCUGACUUGGAGCGGGAACUGGGUGGCGAGCUCCGAGUGGGAAUUUUUCACGUUUCAAUAGUCGAGCAGUUAGUGACAGAAAACCGGCUAAAACUGCGCCUUAAGACAGUGGCAAUAAGGUCCAACUCUCACCCGGUCCGCCGUUAUGACGUGGUUGGGGCUGACUUGGAGCGGGAACUCGGUGGCGAGCUCCGAGUGGGAAUUUUUCACGUUUCAAUAGUCGAGCAGUUAGUGACAGAAAACCGGCUAAAACUGCGCCUUAAGACAGUGGCAAUAAGGUCCAACUCUCACCCGGUCCGCCGGUAUGACGUGGUUGGGGCUGACUUGGAGCGGGAACUCGUGGCAAUAAGGUCCAACUCUCACCCGGUCCGCCGGUAUGACGUGGUUGGGGCUGACUUGGAGCGGGAACUCGGUGGCGAGCUCCGAGUGGGAAUUUUUCACGUUUCAAUAGUCGAGCAGUUAGUGACAGAAAACCGGCUAAAACUGCGCCUUAAGACAGUGGCAAUAAGGUCCGCCCAACUCUCACCCGGUCCGCCGGUA